CGACAUGCCAUGAAUCGACCACAUUUAAACUGUGCACCGAUAGACGCCAACACCUGUAUGGAAUCCCCAAGUAUCGAUUUGUAACGUUCAGGUAAGAUGGAAGACAGGAGAGUGACUGAGGAGAACCAACAACCUACCCAAGUCCCGCGGGUGGGUGUAUCACAGACUCGUCGCCGCUCCCCCUCGGGGACAGACAAAGCCAUAGUCGCCGCGAUAGAUUUCGGUACGACGUAUUCGGGAUACGCUUAUACGUUCAGGAGCGAGUUUGAGAAGUCAGCAGGGGCGCGGGAGAUCUUCUCUAACAGGUGGUCCCCCAACACAGGGGCGCUUCUGUCGGCCAAGGCCCCCACCACCGCCCUGUUUGACUCUGGGAUGAACUUUCACUCAUUCGGGUAUGAAGCCGAGGAGAAAUACGCGGACUUGAUACAGGAAAAAUUACAGAAAGAUUGGCACUGCUUUAGGAGAUUCAAAAUGAAACUACACGACAGAAUGGUACUGAGCCGUAAGCUGGAGAUCACAGAUGAGGCUGGGCGCCCUUUCCACGCCAAAACCGUAUUCACCGAGAGCAUCCGGUAUCUACGCCAGCAGUUGAUCAACACGAUCGAGAAUCGAAACCCUAUGAACAAGAACGACGCCAUACAUUGGGUUCUUACCAUACCCGCCAUAUGGACUGAACCCGCAAAACAGUUCAUGCGCGAAGCGGCAAUAGACGCAGGAAUCCCCACCGGAGACUUACAAAUAGCCCUUGAGCCUGAGGCCGCCGCUGUUUACUGCCGAUCCCUUCCGGAAGGCAUUUUGAGAGACUCCCAGGAUCGCGGGGUGACGGAUGCCUUCCGGCCUGGUGGGUGUUACAUGAUCGUCGACCUAGGAGGUGGAACUGUUGACACGACUGUACACGAGGUAGCCGAAGACGGCCGACUUGUGGAGAUUCGACAAGCGUCUGGCGGACCCUGGGGUGGUACCUCUGUCGACGAUACGUUUUACGGCUUUGUCGUUAGGAAGUUUGGCAAAGAGUUCAUUGAGCAAUUCCGAAUCGAACGAGCCAGUGAAUGGAUGAAGUUAUCCAUGGAUUUUGAAACACAAAAAAGAAAACUCAAAUUUGAAACUAACUAUAACAUCAGGAUAGAGAUUCCUCAGCGUCUGAUCGCGGAGAGUAACCUACAGGUAGCCGACAUCCAAUCCUACAAUAAACUGAGCAUAGAAAACGAUGAAUUCAAAAACUUCUUCCGUCCAUCUUCAGAGGAUAUCGUGGCCCACAUACAGUCGAUUCUAGCGGAAGUGAGUAAGGUUGACUUGAUUUUAUUGGUCGGUGGGUUUGCUACAUCCGGGUAUGUUAGCCAUGUCAUCAUGGACGCUUUCCCUGAAAAACGCGUGGUAGUUCCGCUGCAGGCGGAAGUGGCUGUAAUGUACGGCGCCGUGCUGUUUGGGUUCGAGCCUUUGGUCAUCAGUUCAAGAGUUUGUCGAUACACCUAUGGAAUUGACGUCUUCGAGGACUUCCGAGAAGGGUAUCAUCCGCCGGAGUACAAGGUGGUGAUAGACGGAGAACCGUCCUGUGUGAAUGUGUUCAGUGUCCUUGUGAAUGAAGGAGAAGCCAUGGGAGUUGCAGAGAAACGCAAGCGAACGUACUCUUCCACACACCGAGAUGAAGAUCGUAAGUACCUCAUAAUGGACGUUCCGGUGUUCGCCUCCAAGACAGCUUGUCCCAAGUACACAACGGAGGCGACCUGUGUGGAGCUCGGCCGCAUCCAGGUGGAGCCACCGGCAGACGGAUGGCCGCUGGAGGUCCACUACUCUGUUAACAUGUUCUUCGGGCAGACUGAGUUCAAUGUUAUCGUGAAAAACGACGUCACUGGACACGAAUAUAAAUCCAGACAUGACUUUCUGCAGUGAGGGAAUAUAACAUGCAUUCUCAAGUAUUAUCACUUACAUUAUUUUAUUUACGUGGCAAUGAAAAUUAUGCUGAUUGUAAUUGACAUCCAUCCCGUGGCCAUUAUGAAGUCACAAGUGUGAGGUUAUAAACGUCAAAGAAAUCGUACAGAAGCGAGGAUAUAUCCUUCUUACAUGUUGUAGGCGAAUGGAUUGUGGCGAAUUGUUGCUCAGAUGUCUUUUGCCAAGAGGACACUGAUGGCCUUAGACCCGAUAUAUCCCGCGACAUAUAGCUAUGGGAGGCCACUUAAAAGUGAAGAAUCGAGAGAAUUAUUGCCCGUCUCCAUCCAAAUUUAGGGGUUAUAAAGAUAGACCAAAAAUAAUGUGUUUUUCUCCUCGCCCUUGUUUAUCUCUUUUUUUCUUUCCUCUGUAUGAUUUGUUUUCCUCUUUGGUAUCUCCUUCGUCCGUCCUCAUGUGACCCAGGUGGAUUUUAUAACCCCGUAAAACAAAGCCGUCCAAAUAACUGCCCAUCGCCCGGAAUAUUUUAUAUUAAAUUUUAAAUGAUCUUCAUAAAACAACAAAGGGUGCCGUAAUUGGUAGAAUGCAUUGAACUCUCUAGUUAUGGUAUUGAAAGUGGUUAUAAAUGACAAAGCUUUUAUGGACAAAUAUGAUGCGUGCUUAUCCACAGCUAGACAUUUCAACGCUUGCUGUUCAUUUUGUAAAGUUUGUCGUUGGCAGGUAAAUAAAUAUAUUUUUUUUUACAAUUAUAUAGAAAAAAGCUAUUUCAGGUUUCUUUAAUUUUAUACUUGGAUGCAAUAUUUAUACAAAUUUACACAUGCCACUUUAUAUAUAUAUAUAUAUACGUUCUAUCAUAUUUCAUCAGUGUCAAAUUUUACAUAGCAAGUGUUGUCGAUGAAGUAGCUUAUACGCUUCCGAAACCUCUUGUCUUUGUAUUUUUCUACUUUUUAAGAGCCUCAUAUCUUGAUAUUGUGUAACAAUAACGAUUUAUUCUACGUCUGUAUUAUCUUGACCUUUUUGUUCUGAAUUGCGUUGAUUGUACACAUAUGUUUUAUUUCUGUGACACACGUGACUCACACCUUCCUCCACGACUGUUUUAUGACUGUGAUUCAUGUGAUACAAGCUUUCCCUACGUCCAUAUUUGGGUUGGGAAUUUGGUCCCUGUGCCCACAUUUACCAAUUGUAUAUUAUAACUGUGAUAAAAUGUCUACAUCCGUCCAACAGAAUCAUUAAUUCCAACAUAUGUUUACAAGUAAUAAAAACUGUACAAUAAAAAAUGCA
Messenger RNA from Pecten maximus, 3165 nucleotides. Its product is annotated as heat shock 70 kDa protein 12A-like. Lineage: Eukaryota; Metazoa; Mollusca; Bivalvia; Pectinida; Pectinidae. Gene Ontology annotation, molecular function: ATP-dependent protein folding chaperone; ATP binding. The record is from RefSeq and is a predicted model, not a curated record. The transcript has 4 exons. The coding region runs from base 97 to 1890 and encodes 597 amino acids.